Molecule: messenger RNA, 1914 nt
Organism: Rangifer tarandus platyrhynchus (Svalbard reindeer)
Lineage: Eukaryota; Metazoa; Chordata; Mammalia; Artiodactyla; Cervidae
Source: the annotation of a GenBank genome assembly
AUGGCCGAGCGUCGGUGGCAGUCCCGCUUGCCCAUGGCAGUGGGUUUUGAGGGAGGGACUCACACAGUCAGCUCCCCUCCCCACGGGGACCGCUUUGGCCGAGGUGGGACAUCCCGAAUGACCAUCCAGUUGACCCAGCGGUGGGACUGUGGCAGCAGGGACCCGUUUCGGUCCAGUGGCACCUGGACUCCUCAGGCGGAACGGAUGACCUGGGGUGGAGGAGACGGGGCGGGGGAGGGGGAGGGGAAAAGGGAAGGCGGGGGUCCGGUCCGGUGUCCGGCUCCGGGUCACAGGCUGGCUAGCCUCCCCCAUGAGCUGCUGGAGAAGACAAGCUCCCAGAACGCGCUCCCUGAGCCUUGCCGGGUGGCCCUUUGCUCUGGAGAUGCGUUUGCUCAGGAUAAGAAAGAAGAUGAAGGGGCAGCGUCCCCAGCACUUCCUGGCAGCCAAGCCAAAGGCAGUGGCCACAGUGCAUGUGCCUGUGGGGACCCGCCCGAGUUUGUCUGCAGGAGCGACCUUGGCACCUGGGCUGAGGGACUGGCACCUCUGUGGACGGAGCAUGGGGCAAAGUGGCUGUGGGAGCGGCUGGGUGCAGACGCAGCCCAGCUUCCUGGCCCAAUCUCCAUCCAUCGCCUGACCUCUGCUUCUCAGUGCCUCGGCAUGGAACCUCUCCUCUACGCAACCUCAAAGUCCCCCCAAGCUUCGCUGUGCUUUGUCGGCAUCUGUGGGCUCCUGGCGUCGGUCGCCAGCAGAGGGAGCCCUGUGAUGGACGAGCGUCCCUGGCGGUGCUGGCUGAGCCUCACACCUCGCACCGUUAUCCCCCUGAGGGAGCCGGGCGAGGAGGAGGAGAAGGCGUCCUUCGAACACAGUGAGCCGCUCACAACCUGGUCCAGGGACGCGUUGUUGAAGAAAAUCGACUUUGUCCGGGAAAGGCCGUCGCCUAGUUCAGAGUGUUUUGUUGUGAGGUUUCGAGAGAAAACGUGUGUCUAUCAGAAUGGCUACCGCCCGGGGCCGCCAAAUGUCCCUGCCUCCAGCGGCUGCGCUGCUGGCCGCGGGCCGCCGAGGAGGGAGUGGGGCGGGGCUAGAGCGCUUCCCGCGCGGCUCCACGAAUGGAUGUGCCAGUGGACCGAGCGUUGGGUUCACGCGCCCUGUGCGCCCCCGCACUUGCCCUGUGCGCCCCCUCACUUGCCCGCGCCCCGCCCCUCACUUGCCCGCGCCCCGCCCCUCACCUGCCCGCGCGCCCCGCACCUGCACCUGCACGCGCACCGCGCCUCACCUGCCGCUUGCGCCCUGGGGCCACACCUGCGCAUUGGAGUCCCGCCACCAGUUUCCGCUUUGCGAGAAGGAACCGCAGGGAGAGAGUUAGGAAAGGACGGGGCUGGCUCUUCCUCCGGACCCGGAAGGCAGGGUGCUCGGUGUCCCCGCGGGGUCGUGGACCCGUCCCGGGGUGCAUGCAGUGAAGGGGGAGGCUGCGAAGCCACAGCUGAUAUCAUACAACUGCGGGAGGCACCUGUCCGAAGGGAAGCCUUAGAAGGAAUAAGUGGCCAGGGCAGAGAGAGUUCCCCAAGGAAAAGUGGCCCUGGGAAGGCUCUGGGAGUGGCUCCCCGCACGGGAGAGCUGCAGGAGCAGGGUUCAGGGGUGAGUGAGUGUGGGGCGGUGGCCACUUGCCAGAUGGCGCCUGAGGCUGCAGACCUCCUGUGCGCGAAGCAGACCAAGUCGUGGGCCUCCGUGGACUCUGCCUUCUGUGGGAAGAGACCCUUAAGCCAUGCAGGUGAUGAUGGGCUGGACCUGGCGGAGCGCACUGACCUGGAAUCUGUGCACUGGGGCGGUGAUGACCCUGAAAGGAACAGGACCAGAGGAGCCCUGGAGCCUCCACCCGGCUCUCAGCGGGUGGAGGGCGGGGGGUGGUUGGUGUGA